Messenger RNA from Blastocystis hominis, 1233 nucleotides. RefSeq lists its product as hypothetical. Bases 1 to 1233 code for a protein of 410 amino acids. Gene Ontology annotation, molecular function: DNA-(apurinic or apyrimidinic site) endonuclease activity; zinc ion binding; phosphoric diester hydrolase activity. NCBI's taxonomy places the organism in Eukaryota, Bigyra, Opalinata, Blastocystidae. Gene Ontology annotation, biological process: base-excision repair. Gene Ontology annotation, cellular component: nucleus; mitochondrion. The record is from RefSeq and is a predicted model, not a curated record. The transcript has 3 exons.
AUGGAGACUGAAAAUCCUUUAAAAGAACCUGAAAAAAAGGAAGAACUUUUAAAAGAGGCAAAGAGUGAAGAAAUUAAAGAAACAAAGGAAGUGAAGGAUGCAGAAACUGUAAAGAAGCCAUACUAUGUUGGAGCGCACGUUAGUUCUGCUGGAGGUGCGUUUAAUGCUGUUGAGAAUGCUAGCUUAAUAGGAGCCUCUGCAUUCGCUCUCUUUUUAAAAUCUCAAAGACAAUGGGCGAUGCCGAGUUUGAAGCCAGGAGUCGCCGAGAAAUUUAAGGAAGCCAUGACUAAGCACAACUUCACAGCCGAUCAAGUACUUCCUCAUGGGAGUUACUUAUCGAAUAUUGGAACAAUCGACGAAACUCUUUACGAAAAGGCACGCACAGCGAUGCUGGAAGAGUGCAAACGCGUCGAGGCGUUGGGUUUGAAAUACCUCAACGUGCAUCCCGGCUCCACGAGCGGGAAAUGUUCGAAAGAAGAAUCGAUUGCCCAGAUCGCGAAAGCGAUCAAUUUCAUUCAUUCUCAAACCUCCUAUAUGACGAUCGUUCUCGAAAAUACCGCGGGGGGCGGAGGCACUGUGGGGGUGGACUUCGCGGAACUUCGAUCGAUCAUCGAUAAAGUGGAGAACAAAAAUCGAAUCGGUGUUUGUAUUGACACAUGUCACGCUUUUGCGAGCGGAAUGGACCUCAAAAAGAAGAACGGAAUCCAGUCCAUCGUGGAAGAAUUCGACAAAGUCGUCGGCUUGUCGUAUUUGAAGGCGAUGCAUUUGAAUGAUUCCAUGGGCGCGAAGGGAAGCAACGUAGAUCGGCACGAUCGAAUCGGGUACGGAUAUCUCGGAUUGGAUCCGUUCCGACAGAUUAUGAAUUGCGAUGCGCUGCGCGGAAUUCCGCUGAUUUUGGAAACGCCGCAUCGCGACGACGCUGCGUAUGGCGCGGAUCAUCCGUGGGCGAAGGAAAUUGUGCUGCUGCGCGGGCUGGAAGGAAAGGAAGAAGUGGAGGAGAUAAACAAGGGAGCGAUUCAAAGCUUCUUUGGAAAGAAGGGAAGCAAAAAGGCUGCAAAAAAGAAGGGCGAAGAAAAAGAAACAAAAGAAAAGGAUGGAGAUCAAGACUAUAAAGAAGAAGAAGAAGCGAAGAAAGAACCCGCCAAACCAAAAGAAUCGAAACCCAGAAAAGCGUGCAAACCAAAGAAAGCAACGAAAGAAAAGAAGGAAACAUCCACAAAGAAAGCAUUAUGA